Molecule: messenger RNA, 3045 nt
Organism: Crotalus tigris (Tiger rattlesnake)
Lineage: Eukaryota; Metazoa; Chordata; Lepidosauria; Squamata; Viperidae
Gene: VGLL2
Product: vestigial like family member 2
Exons: 4
Coding region: 228-1172 (314 amino acids)
Biological process (GO): regulation of transcription by RNA polymerase II
Cellular component (GO): nucleus
Source: RefSeq, a predicted model, not a curated record
UGCCUCCCGACGGACGCCCGCCGCGCCUUUGGGUCCGGAGUUGUUGGGCUGUUGCGGGCGCGUUGGAGGAGGGAGGGCAGAGCACGCGUCUUCCCCAGGGCGGCUUCCCCACCUCUUCUUCGCGGCUAAGGGGGCUCGGCGAUUUCCCGGGCAGCCCCAUGAAGAAGCCGCCCCUUGGCUUGGCCUCGUAGCCCGCUUUGCGGCGCCAGCCCCGGCCGCCUUUCGCCAUGAGCUGUCUGGAUGUUAUGUACCAAGUCUACGGUCCUCCUCAGCCUUACUUCGCAGCAGCCUACAGUCCUUACCACCAGAAAUUAGCCUUUUACUCGAAGAUGCAGGAAGCCGCCGAGAGCGCCAGCACCAGCGGCAGCAGCAGCAGCAGCUCCUCCUUCUCCAACCACGCCGCCCCGGCCAGCAUCAAGGAGGAGGAGUGCAGCCCGGAGAAAGAGCGCCCCCCCGAGGCCGAGUACAUCAACGCCAGGUGUGUCUUGUUCACCUACUUCCAAGGGGACAUCAGCGCCGUGGUGGACGAGCACUUCAGCCGAGCCCUCAGCCAGCCCAGCAGCUACUCGCCCAGUAGCGCGGGCCUCAAGGCCGUUGCAAGGAGCUCCGCAGCUUGGAGAGAGGGAUCUUUUCCUAUGAACCAACGUAGUUUCCCACCCUCUUUCUGGAACAGCACUUACCAACCUUCUUCUGUGCCUGCCUCUUUGGGCAGCUCACUGGCAGCUGCUGCCCACAGUGAACUGCCCUUUGCUACAGCGGACCCUUAUUCUCCGGGCUCACUGCACAGCCACCUUCAUCAGGGGCCUCCAGAGCCUUGGCACCCAGCUCACCAUCAUCACCACCAUCAUCACCACCCGUACAUUGGCACACAGAGUUCUGCUUACCCUCGGCCCGCCACAGUGCAUGAGGUCUACAGCCCACAUUUUGACCCUCGCUAUGGUUCGCUGCUGGUGCCUGCUGCUUCUGUGCGUCCCCACCGCCUCACUCCUGCCUCAGUGCCCACUCCAGUCAGCCCUCAGUGUGAGCUAGGCAAGAAUGAGCCUGCCACAUCAUCAUGGACAACGCCAGCUCCUUUUGCUGGUCCUGCAGGAGAGAUGGCGCAGAGCUUAGGGCUGAAUGUAGAGACAGGUUUGCAGCCUCAGGAUAAAAGCAAAGAUCUCUACUGGUUUUAGAUCUGCCUUCCCAUCGUGACUUCUCCUCUAGUCAAACUUUUGUCUAUGUAAGAGUGGGUAUACAGAGCCAAAAUCAAGUCAAUUUGUAACAGCUUCUGAUCUUGGUUUUCAGCUCACCAUUAUUCCUACUGUGCUGGAUCACUCCUGAGCUGAGCUGCUGAUUAUAACCCUCCCUUCCUACACACAAAUUCUUGCCUCACUCUUUUGAUAUCAGCAUCUCACAUCGAGACAAGAAAAGGGAAAAGGCUAAAAGCUUCUUCAGUUUGACAUUUCUUCUCCUAAAAUGGCAAAAUUGACAGCUUCACUUUCAGAAGAACUGAGUAAAAUGAAUGUGGAUGUGAAAAACACUGACUUUAGGAUACUGAAGGGUUUGUUAAUAUUAGUGAGGACAUAAAUCAUACUUAUCAUUUGCCAUUUAAAAAAAGCUGUUUGGAAGCAGCAUGGAAGAUAUUCAAGUAUUGUGAAUGAAGCAAAGUAAUUCUAAACUCUUAAACACAUUUGGGACAUUUUUUUAAAAAAAAAAGGUUGGAUUUUUCUGACUUCAGCGUGGUGAUGAGUGGCAAGUGACUAGUGGGGCCACCUGCCCCUAGGCUUACACGAAUGCAGCUGUUCAAGAGACAACUGUUCCAACUCUAAGAACUUGACAAUCAAGGUGGCCCUUCUCUGAGUUUGGCACAAAAAUUGCGUAGGAUAAUACUUAUAUACAUAGUUGUAUAUAUAAGUUUUUUAUACAAAAACAUUUAUGAUGAUAGAAAAUAUCCUUUAAAAAACUCUUCCAGCUUUUAGGAGAAACAACUGGAGUGAGUGGGAGGGGAGGACUAAUGGGGUGGACAAUAGGCUUCAUUUCAUUGAAUGUUCCCUUAUGACUUUUUUUAGUAACCAGGAGAUGGUCUCUCCUCUCUCUCUCGUUUUGAAAAGGAUAUACAGUGUAAGAUGUGUUUAUUUGUAGGGAAGAUGAUUAAAAAUGUCUCCUUUAACUUUUGAUUGCAUUUAUUUUAUGAAGUAGAGGGUGCAGAUUUCAGAUGUCCAUUGGGAAUCCCUAUUGUCCCUACAUGUUAAUUUAAAAAUUCCAUUUACUUGCUUAACAUUGAUUUAGAAACCAUCUGGAUCAAAUCAAAUAGCAAAUUAGUUCACUAUCUUGUUUCCCUUCAUGACAAAACCUACAGAUGAACAGAUAACAAGCCAUAAAUAGAAUAUAGAGAUGCAAUAACCUCUCCUCUUAUCUUUAAGCAACUGCUCCUCCAAGAUAUGAUGCUUCUGAUUCUGUUGGUGACAUAUAAGCAUCCUGUUUAGUAGCAACUGACUGUCUUGUCAUUUCAUUUCAUUUAUUCAAUUUAGGCACUACCUGACUCCAAAAUAAUUCUAGAUAUACAAUAAAACCAAACAAAAUAGGAAUAUACAUUAUAUUAAAAUUAUAAAGUACAAAGGAAUAAGAAGGGGAAUUUAAAAAACAACAACCCAAGAACAGAUGGUGUUUUUACCUUAAAACGUAUCCAAUAAGGGACAUCAAUAACCAUACCCCAAGGCCUGGGAGAACAUUCAAGUGUUCAAGGCUUUUUGGUAAGCUAUCAGAAUGGGGUCACCUGGGCAACACAGGAGAUAUAAUCAUAUAAUUAUAUCUUAUAAUCAUAUAAGAUAUAAUCAUAUAAUCUGGCUUUUUAUGCCAUGUAGGACUUUAUAGGUCGCAAGCAGCAUCUUGAAUGACAGUUGGAACUAAACUGGCAAUCAGUGCAACUCAGGAAUCAGCGGUGCCACGUGGACAUACCUAGUCAUGUGCAUUAUUGUCCAUGCCACUGCAUUCUGUUGACGCUUCCAAAUGGUUUUCAAAGGGAGAUCUAUGUGCAAGACAUGAAUGACUUCUCUUCCUGAUCCA